Condylura cristata (star-nosed mole) is the source of this 1432-nucleotide messenger RNA. Its product is annotated as keratin, type I cuticular Ha3-I. The transcript has 7 exons. The coding region runs from base 4 to 1209 and encodes 401 amino acids. NCBI's taxonomy places the organism in Eukaryota, Metazoa, Chordata, Mammalia, Eulipotyphla, Talpidae. The record is from RefSeq and is a predicted model, not a curated record. Gene Ontology annotation, molecular function: structural molecule activity.
ACCAUGCCUUACACCUGCUGUCUGCCCACCUUCAGCUGCCGCUCCAGCUGCGCCUCCCGGCCCUGCGUGGCCCCCAGCUGCCACGGCUGCACCCUGCCCGGGGCCUGCAACAUCCCCGCCAACGUGGGCAACUGCGGCUGGCUGUGCGAGGGCGCCUUCAACGGCAACGAGAAGGAGACCAUGCAGUUCCUGAACGACCGCCUGGCCAGCUACCUGGAGAAGGUGCGCCAGCUGGAGCGCGAGAACGCGGAGCUGGAGGGCCGCAUCCAGGAGUACUGCCAGCAGCAGGUGCCCUACGUGUGCCCCAACUACCAGUCCUACUUCCGCACCAUCGAGGAGCUGCAGCAGAAGAUCCUGUGUGCCAAGUCCGAGAACGCCAGGCUGGUGGUGCAGAUCGACAAUGCCAAGCUGGCCUCUGACGACUUCCGGACCAAGUACGAGACAGAGAUGGGCCUGCGCCAGCUGGUGGAGUCCGACAUCAACAGCCUGCGCAGGAUCCUGGACGAGCUGACCCUGUGCAAGUCUGACCUGGAGGCCCAGGUGGAGUCCCUGAAGGAGGAGCUGCUGUGUCUCAAGCAGAACCACGAGCAGGAGGUCAACACCCUGCGUUGCCAGAUUGGCGACCGCCUCAACGUGGAGGUGGACUCAGCACCCACCGUGGACCUGAACCGCGUGCUCAACGACACCAGGAGCCAGUAUGAGGCCCUGGUGGAGACCAACCGCAGGGACGUGGAGGAGUGGUUCACCACCCAGACUGAGGAGCUCAACAAGCAGGUGGUGUCGAGCUCUGAGCAGCUGCAGACGUGCCAGGCAGAGAUCAUCGAGCUGAGACGCACGGUCAACGCCCUGGAGAUCGAGCUGCAGGCCCAGCACAACCUGAGGGACUCCCUGGAGAACACCCUGACAGAGACCGAGGCCCGCUACAGCUCCCAGCUGUCCCAGGUGCAGUGCAUGAUCACCAACGUGGAGUCCCAGCUGGCCGAGAUCAGGAGUGACCUGGAGCGGCAGAACCAGGAGUACCAGGUGCUGCUGGACGUGCGGGCCCGGCUGGAGUGCGAGAUCAACACGUACCGGGGCCUGCUGGAGAGCGAGGACUGCAAGCUCCCCUGCAACCCAUGUGCCACAACCAAUGCAUGUGAGAGGUCCUGCAUGCCCAGCCCUUGUGUCCAGCGCCCUCGGUGCGGGCCUUGCAACAGCUUUGGGUGCUAGAGGCCCUGGUGCCAGGAGGAGGUGAAGGGCUCAUAGCUCUAUUUCAGCCAAAGUUCUCCAACUCUGACCUCGCUUUAGACAAAGCAAGCAACUUCUAUGAGCACUAGCUUCCAGGUGUCAACACUAGCCUUGCAUGGAUUCCUGGGGUGGAUCCUUAGUGCCAGACUGCAAAGCCUGCUUACUCAGUGUGUGAUCUGAGUCAGAAUGAGAAAUUUACAACAGG